GUCGCGGGAGCAGUGACGCAGCCAGCGCGCGGUGACGCCCGCGCGGCGCGGUGCACGCUGGGAUAUUUAAGUCUUCUCCGCGGCGCGGAGCCGCAAUGUCUCCGGCGGCCGCGGUGCCUGGAGGAGGCGAGCGGCGGCGGCCGAUAGCGAGUGUCAGGGACGGCCGGGGCCGGGGCUGGGGCUGCGGUGGGGCGGCGCUCCUCGGCCUAUCGCUGCUCGGCCUCGUGCUGUACCUGGUCCCGGCGGCGGCUGCGCUGGCCUGGCUGGCCGUGGGGGCUACCGCGGCCUGGUGGGGAGUGAGCCACAAGCCCCGAGCUUCGCCCGCCUUCUCCUCGCUGGUUCGGAACGCGCGGCGUCAGCGAACGCUGCUGACCUCACCUCCGGCCAAGUCAACGGUAAACGGAAACCUCCUUGAGCCGCGGACCCUCCUGGAAGGACCCGACCAUGCUGAACUGCUCCUAAUGGGCAGUUACCUCGGCAAGCCCGGCCCUCCACCGCUUGCCGCGGCCCUGGAGGCCAGGAACCUGCGGGAGAGGCCUGGCCGCCACCCGCCGGCCCGCUCCUCGCCGCUGGCUCACUCGCCCCCGGCUCACUCGCCCCGUCGCGUUGACCACAUUCACCCUUCUCUCCCUAACCCCCUUCUCCCACCCUCCAGGAGGCCCUCCCAUAGGGAUUGUGGGACUUUAUCAAAUCGGUUUCUAAUAACACCUCGAAGACGAUAUCCAAUCCAGCAGGCCCAGUAUUCCCUUCUGGGGGUACUUCCCACAGUGUGCUGGAAUGGUUGUCACAAGAAGACUGUGCUAUCUGCUCGUAAUUCCAAAAUGGUGUGCAGCCCAGUAACAGUGAGGAUUGCUCCUCCCGAUCGCAAAUUGACUCAUUUUCCAGUGCCAGAGCAGUUAAUCAGCUCAACACUGUCCUCACCAUCAAGUAAUGCUCCAGACCCAUGUGCAAAAGAGACUGUACUGAAUGCCCUCAAAGAGAAGAAGAAAAGAACAGUGGAGGAGGAAGAACAAAUAUUCGCUGAUGGCCAGGAAAAUAAAAGAAGGCGCCAUGAUAGCACUGGAAGUGGACAUUCAGCAUUUGAGCCCAUGGUGGCCAAUGGAGUUCCUGCUGCUUUUGUGCCUAAGCCUGGGUCUCUGAAGAGAGGUCUCAAUUCCCAGAGCUCAGAUGACCACUUAAAUAAGAGAUCCCGCACCUCUUCUAUGAGCUCCAUGACCAGCACGUAUACAGGUGGCAUUCCUAGCUCCAGCCGCAAUGCCAUUACUAGUUCAUACAGUUCUACUCGAGGUGUCUCUCAGCUAUGGAAGAGAAGUGGUCCCAGUUCAUCACCCUUCUCCAGCCCAGCCUCCUCCCGCUCCCAGACACCAGAGAGGCCAGCAAAGAAAAUAAGAGAAGAGGAACUUUCUCAUCACUCCAGUUCCUCGACUCCAUUAGUAGCUGACAAGGAGUCCCAGGGAGAAAAGGUUGUAGAUACAACCACAUGGAAGAAACAGAACUUGUGGAGUUCCCCGUCUCCCCCGGGCAGCUCUGGGCAACGUAAACGGAAGAUCCAGCUGCUUCCCUCCAGGCGAGGGGACCAGCUGACGUUGCCUCCACCACCCCAGCUUGGUUAUUCAAUAACUGCUGAAGACCUGGACUUUGAAAAGAAAGCUUCAUUACAGUGGUUUAACAAGGUCUUGGAGGAUAAGACUGAUGCCACCUCAAACUCUGUCACUGAGAACCCACCCACCACUCAGCCUUCUUUUACUUUUACCCUGCCUGCUGCUGCGACUGCUUCCCCCCCAACCUCCCUCCCAGCCCCAAGCACUAACCCGCUGUUGGAGAGCUUGAAGAAGAUGCAGAAUUCCCCGGGCGUCCCAUCCUUCCCAGACUCUGCUGAAGUGGCACCCACUGUGGCCCCUUCGCCACCGAAGACACCCAGCCUCCUCGGCGUUCUUGGCUCUUCACAGUCAGCGCCCCUUCCAGGCACCUCCUCAGACUCCAAAUCCACAGUCACUUUCUUGGGGCUGACCCCUGCUUCCUCCACAGUGUCAGUCACUGACACCACCAAGUCACCUCUGGCCACUCAGGCUGAGACAACUGCCAAAUCCCAAACCCUGCCUACCACAUUCCCCACCCCCAAGCCAAGUAUUCUGUCUGGAAUGCUGAGUACCCCACCUGCUAACCCUUCUGCCCCUACAGCUCCUGCUGUGUCUUCAGCAUCUCCCAAGUUCAAGCCCAUUUUUGGGGUCCCACCUAAAAGCGAGAAUGAGGGCCCCUUGCCAUCUAGCCCUACCAAGGUCACAGCCACACCCUCUUCCAGCUCUGCCCUCCCCACAACUACCAGCACCUCAUCGGUCACUUUCAAGCCUAUCUUUGGCAGCAUGGGGCCACCUACAUCUGUGCCCUUGUCAACUCCCUUCUCCUUCAUUCAAACAACUACUCCAGCCACAACCACAGUCGCCCCUGUCUUCACUGGCCAGGCCAGUGCCACCUCAACAGUGGCUUCUGUCACCACCGCCAGCACCUCCACAGACUCGGCUUCGAAACCUGUCUUCGGCUUUGGUGUGAGCACUGUGACCAGCGCCAUGGGCAGCGUGACUGGCACCACCACUUCCACGUCCCAGCCUUUCCUCUUUGGGACUCCCCCUGCCUCUGGUGCCAGCUUUACCCCAGCCAUGGGCUCCAUAUUCCAAUUCGGCAAGCCUCCUGCCAUGCCUACUUCAACAGCAGUUACCACCUUUGGCCAGUCCCUACCCAGUGCCGUGCAGGCAGCCGCCAGCAGCAGUAGCAGCACCGGUUUUAGUGGUUUUGGCAGCACCCUGACAGCCUCAGCCCCGGGCACCGCCAGCCAGCCUACACUGACAUUCAGUAGCACCACCACCCCAGCAUUCAACAUUCCUUUCGGCUCAAGCACCAAGACCCCUCUCCCAUCAUACCCAGGAGCCACCCCCCAGCCUGCAUUUGGGGCUGCUGACGGGCAGCAGCAGGGGGCUACCAAGCCAGUGCUCGCCCCCAGCUUUGGCAGCUCUUUCGCUUUUGGAAACUCUGCUGCCCCGGCCCCAACGGCAGCACCAGCGCCAGCGCCAGCCCAGCCAGCCUUUGGCAGCACUGCGCAGUCAGCUUUUGGUAGUUUGAAAGCCACAGCCUCUUCCUUUGGCACCCCUGCCAGCACCCAGCCAGCCUUUGGCAGCACCACACCUGUUUUCUCCUUUGGUGCAGCCACCACCUCUGGUUUUGGAGCUACAACCCAGACCACCAGCAGCGGUACCAGUAGCUCAAUGUUUGGCAGCACAACACCGUCACCCUUCACCUUUGGGAGCUCGGCAGCCCCCACUGGCAGUGGGGGUUUUGGGACCAAUGUUGCCACCCCAGGCUCCACCUCCACCUCUGGAGCAUUCAACUUCGGAGGAGGACAGAGUGGGACCACCGGCGGCACUGCCCCAUUCGGGGGGGUCCUGAGUCAGAACACCCUGGGCAUGCCCAGCCAGAGCACAGCCUUUGCCUUCAGUGGGGCCAGCACACCGGAGAGCAAGCCCGUGUUUGGAGGCACCUCCACACCCAACUUUGGUCAGAGCACCCCUGCCCCUGGGGUAGGCACAUCGGGCACCAGCCUCUCCUUUGGGGCAUCCUCAACACCCACCCAAGGCUUUGUUGGAGUCGGACCCUUCGGAUCGGGCGCCCCUUCGUUUUCAAUUGGUGCAGGAUCCAAGACCCCAGGGGCUCGACAGCGACUGCAGGCCCGAAGACAGCACACCCGCAAGAAAUAGCCUUUGUCCCUUGCCUCCAUUCCCCCCACCCCUUGCCCCAAUCUGGACUUUGGCACCUGCUAGGAAGAGCCUCUGAUCUGUCUAGUACCACAAAGCAGACCUACCCUAGAACUCUGGCUUCAGCCUGGGGAGGUAGUAGCCGUCCUGGGGCCACCCCACCCCCCACCCCCUACUGCGGAAGCAGAGCCUCAGGCCUCUUGGAGAUGGGCAGGAUGUGGCAGGGCAGAAGCCUGAUACCUUUACUUGAACAGUUCCACUGGUGAGGCUGGAGAGAAUUAAAGAAACAUCUGUACAUAUCAUCCACUUCCUUCCUGACUUUAGUAUAUAAGCUCAGUCAGGCAGCCUCCCCGCCGCACCCCCCCACAC
Molecule: messenger RNA, 4115 nt
Organism: Hipposideros armiger (great roundleaf bat)
Lineage: Eukaryota; Metazoa; Chordata; Mammalia; Chiroptera; Hipposideridae
Product: nuclear envelope pore membrane protein POM 121C-like
Exons: 13
Coding region: 96-3749 (1217 amino acids)
Biological process (GO): protein import into nucleus; RNA export from nucleus
Cellular component (GO): nuclear pore
Molecular function (GO): structural constituent of nuclear pore
Source: RefSeq, a predicted model, not a curated record